AUGGGGGACUCGAUCGCAAACGCAUAUCAAGGCCACCAGACAGUAGAGCUUCAAAGCCUGUUUGGUGGUUCUAGCAGCGGUGAAUUGUCUCCAGAAAUGCCGCACAAGGGGAAUGCAGGGUGGACCGAUCCCGCGUCAGAGCAGCUGAACGGGAUUUGCAGCAGCUCUUCCAGGCCAGAUCAGCUGGACGAGAAUGCGACACUUGUCACCAUCAGGAGCAUCGAGCUGCUUCAGCGGAGCCUCUUGCGCGACGCUGGGUUUGCUGCGCUAUGCUUGGCCUCCGGAGGUGUUGUUGCGCUGUUGUGCUACUGGCGAGCGUCGUGGUACGCUAAACUGAGGUUUACAAGAGUUGGGGCUGGGGAUCAAGGCGCGUCGCAUGUUCUGGUAGAGAGUUUGGAUAGCCUAUUCACUGUCUGCCCACUUGAAACAGCCCGGGUGGCGACUGGAGCCAAGCAUGGCGCGAGGUGGACACAGAGUCUCCUCUCUGAGGUGGUUGGCAGUGCCAACGGCCCCUGUACGUUUGGGUGGCGCAAUGAGCGCUUUUGGCAGACCCCGGGCGGGUGGUGCCGGCAGCGGCUGUCCCUCAAGCGCAGCUAUGUGGAUCUCCAUGACCUGGCUGCACGGAACGCUAUGCAACUGGGCCACAACUGGGAGCAAGGCGCCCAAGUUUGCACACCGGAGGCUCGGCGCUGGCUCACGUAUGGGGACAACGUGCUGACAGUGGUAGUAACUCCGUUCAUCAUUCUCCUGGUGCUGGAGUUCUUCAAGCCCUUCUUCAUCUUCCAAGCUCUGGCUAUCCUUAUCUGGUUCCUCCAGAAAUACGUCGUCUACGCUUACGUUAUCCUGGCCCUCACCAUCAGCUCCGCGCUCUUCAACGCGUUCGAGUCGUGGCGCAACCUGCACGCCAUCCAGAAGCUCGCGUCCUCCGAGUGCACCGUCCUGCGCGUCACCGCUCACGCCGAUGGCGUCGACAAACCCCCGACGCUGCGCUCGGAGCGGGUCAAGUCGAGCCAGCUCAUGCCGGGGGACCUCAUCGAAGUAGUGCCCAGUAUGAUAUUCCCCUGCGACUGCGUUCUGCUAACGGGGCAGGCCGUCAUUAAGGAGUCCAUGCUGACCGGCGAGAGCGCCCCGGUGCUCAAGUCGAGCUUGCCCCUAGACCCCCCGGAAGGCGGCCGCGGUUACUACGACCCCGCCCUUGAGCGCGACUCCAAGUUCCGGCUGCUGUCCGGGACUAGUGUGGUGCAGAUCAAGCGACCGGGCGCGCCGCCCGCAAACGAUGGCAGCGGAGAAGGAGGACCGCUGCGCUCCGUGUGGGACUUCGGACUGCCGACUGAUGCGGCCGGCAAAAAAAGAAUGCCGGUGGUGGCUGUGGUUGGCGCGACUGCGUACAACACGGCCAAGGGCCAGCUGGUGCGCGCGAUCCUGUUCCCGAAGCAGGCCGCGCUGGACUUCGAGAAGAAGAUGUACUACUUCGUGGUCAACCUGCUGCUCUACCUGCUGGCCGCCAUCAUUGCUACCAUCGUCAUCCAGCGCAACACGAACACGGCGGCGCUGAUCACGCUCAACUGCCUGAACCUGGUGACGAUCGCCAUCCCCCCCGCGCUGCCGCUCGCGCUGUCCAUCGGGCUGUCCGUCAGCUUCGGGCGGCUGCAGGGCAAGAAGAUCUUCUGCAUCGCCCCCCCCCGCAUCGUGAACGCCGGCCGCGUCAACGCCGCGUGCUUCGACAAGACGGGCACGCUCACCGAGGACGGCCUCAGCCUGCGCGGGGUGUGCGCGGUCCGGGAAACGGAGGAGGGCGCGCGCGCGCUCACGGCGAUCCAGGCGGAUGUGCAGAAGGCGUACCUGGAGGCGCACCAGGCCUGCUCCGACAGCCAGUCGAGCAGCGUCCCCGCCGCCCGGUUGGCCCUGUGCCACGUGCUGGCCGCCUGCCACGGCCUGUCCUUGCUCGAGCAGUCCGCCCUGGAGCUCCCGGACGAAAACUGCCGCGACGACCCGCGGCCGCGCCGCAGCUGGAAGAGUGUGUUGGGUCUGGAGGGCGCGCUCGCGUUCCACCGCCACAGCGAGCAGGUGAUGCCAGAGGGGGGUGCGUGCGAGGAGCAAAACGAGCCCCCCGCGCCGAGCUUCGUCGGGGACCCGCUCGAGGUCCAGAUGUUCGCGCAAACAGGCUGGACGUACUCCGCACGGCCCGACGAUGCCCACUUCGUGCCCGCCGCUCCCGUGCACCCCUACUCCGUUUGGUCGCAUCCCCUGCUCCCCCCCUCCGCCGACACUGUUCUGAUCCCCCCCCCGGAGGAGGACGACGCGGGCCGCGCCGCGCUGGCGGUGCUGCGGCGGUUCGACUUUGACAACGAGAUCCGCAUGAUGAGCACGCUCGUGCUGGAGCUGCCACCUGGCACGCUCGGGGGAGACCACCGCAGCGCCGCGCUGCUCGCGAAGGGUGCGCCGGAAAGCAUCAAGGAGCGGUGCCUCCCCGCGUCCCUGCCCGUCGACUUCGAGUCUCAGCUGCAGGCGCUGGCCCUCAACGGCGACCGCGUCCUGGCGUGCGCGUACCGCGCGUUCCCGUGCACCGCCGCCACGCUGGACCCCCUCCUGCGCGCGCCGCGCGCGGACAUGGAGAGCGGGCUCACGUUCGCCGGGUUCCUGGUGAUGGAGAACAAGCUGAAGCCCGAGACGCCCGGCGUGCUGCGUCAGCUGACGGCGGCCGGCCUGCGCCAGGUCAUGGUCACCGGGGACAAUCCGCUGACUGCUAUCGCCGUUGCCAGGAAAUGCGGCCCGUUCUUCUUGCGCCCCUCUCGGCGCACGUUCUUGCUGGACCGCGGCGAAGACGCGGCCGGCACGUCGGGGUCGGGGUGCGUGCUGCGAGACGUGGCCACGCAAAGCCAGCUGGACUUUGACCACCACUGGGGCAAAGGCGGAGGGGCGGACUUGGAGCAAGGCGCGGGUGACGCGGCGUUCGGCGUCGACUUGGUGGUCACCGGGCGAGCCUUCCAGGCACUCCAGGCACAGCACAACGAUUCUGGGAAAGACAGUCGGGGCAGCCUUCCUGGGACGUCAAGCCUUAUCCAUCCGGAGUCGCCGGGCGGGGCCGCCUUCUCCCCCUUCGAGAGCGUACUGGCGCGGGCGAACAUCUUCGCGCGGAUGUCCCCGCAGAACAAAGUGGACCUCAUCACGGCGCUCAUGGACCUCGGCUACACCGUCUGCAUGACGGGCGACGGCGCGAACGACUCGAUGGCCCUCAAGGCCGCUGACGUGGGCAUCAGCAUCGCGAGCAAGGAGGUGGAGGAGGAGGACAGCGUCAACGCCGCGCCCAAACUGUGGCCGAUCCUUCGGCACACGCGGACUCCUGAGGAGUCUCGCGGCAUUCUCUCACAGCUGGACUCAUGUGUUUUGCAGCUGGCGCACAUCGGCGCGGUGCCGCUGGUGCUGGCGGAGGGUCGCAGCGCGAUGGUGACGGCGGCCAGCAUGUUCAAGUACAUGUUCACCUACGGCCUCAUCCAAACCACCUCCGUCAUCGUGCUCUACAGGUUGCAGUUGGAGCUGUACCAGUACAUGUAUUUGUGGGCGGACCUGGCGCUGGUGUUCCCCAUGGUGGUCCUCAUUCCGUCCAUCCUGCCGCGCCCCGACCUCACCCCGGGCCGCCCCGAGAGCGACCUGCUCGCGCGCUCUGUGCUCGUGUCCGUUUACGGCCAUUCCGCCAUUCUGAUCGCCUUCCAGGCGCUCGCCAGCCACUAUCUGCAAACGCAGUCGUGGUACCAGCAGCCGUUGCCCAACACGCCGGGCUUCGAUGCACAGUUCAACCAGAACACCACGGAGUCCUGGCUCUUCUCCACCUUCCAGUACAUCUUCCUGGCUUGGACCUUCGCCCAGAGCUUCGGCAAGUUCCGCGCGCGCAUGUUCACCAACCUGCCGCUCUGCGCCGCGCUCGGGCUGCAACUCCUGAUCUGCUCCGGCUUCCUGCUCGCGCCCACGCCCGCCGUGCGCCGCGCGUUCCGCAUGGUCGACUUCUCCCCCCACCGCGGCUUCCUCUUCGGGCUGUGGCUUCUGGCAAUGCUUAAUGGAGCGGUGCACCUCCUCUUCGAGCGCUUUGCCGUGUUGCACCAGUCGGCCGAGCCGGACCCGGUAGACCCCCAACCGAUCCUGCAAGAGCUGCGCGAGCAGCAGCGCGAGGCGGGCAGGGCGAAGUCCCGGGCGGCGGAGCGGGCUGAGAGUUGUUGGACGGAGGGCGGGCACUGUAUUCCGACGAAGGUUAAGCCGGCACGGUAUCAGAUUGUGAGCCGGCAGACGUCGCCGAUCUGGGCCGCGUUGCAGUAGGGUAUGAGUUGGGACAGAGGAAAACCUGCUUUGACAACCGAACUUCGUGAUGCGGAUGGUGAUCCGAUGGUCUCGUAAGUUUGAUAUAAAUGUACGUGGUGACCUUAAAGAGGCUCCUCUUUGUUCAUCAGUGUGACGGAAACUAAGGCAAUGCAAUACAUCUAAGGACGCAACACUUGCAAACGCAGACGAAAAUGCUGCUUGAUUGAACAACUGAUCACAAGAUUACGUAGGGAGUGUGUAAGGAGUUCCGACUCAAUGCAACUCUAGUUUAGUCUAACACAUAGGUAUAAUUCAACGUUACAUAAUUCAAGCGUAAGCUAUAUGAGUCCGCGACGUGUCCUGAUGAACGGGUACAUUGCUUGAUACAAAAAGACAG
Klebsormidium nitens is the source of this 4690-nucleotide messenger RNA. The record is from the annotation of a GenBank genome assembly. Lineage: Eukaryota; Viridiplantae; Streptophyta; Klebsormidiophyceae; Klebsormidiales; Klebsormidiaceae.